Toxorhynchites rutilus septentrionalis is the source of this 1922-nucleotide messenger RNA. RefSeq names its product adenosine deaminase 2-like. The transcript is spliced from 6 exons. Gene Ontology annotation, molecular function: adenosine deaminase activity. Gene Ontology annotation, biological process: adenosine catabolic process; inosine biosynthetic process. The coding region runs from base 68 to 1576 and encodes 502 amino acids. NCBI's taxonomy places the organism in Eukaryota, Metazoa, Arthropoda, Insecta, Diptera, Culicidae. The record is from RefSeq and is a predicted model, not a curated record.
AAAAACUUGUUUUCUUGUCGAAAGAUAUCCUGCGUUUUGCACACACUUUACUCUCAUUCCAGACGUGAUGUUCCGUAACUCGUUGAUUUUUUUGAUUAUUUGUAGUGCUGUAAAUGGUGCUUCGAUCGACUAUCUCAACCGACGCCAAGCUGUAAUCGAUGCAGAGAAGAAACAAGCAACGGGGGGACGCGUUUUUCUUACCGCCAAAGAAUCAAAGGCGGACGAGAUUCUUGUGGUUCUGAAAAAUCAAGCCGUUGCCGAUGGAAUCCUCAAUCCGGAUUCGUACGCCCCGGGGAUGCACUUUUUUGAAGCCAAACCACUAAUUGAUCAGAGCAAAGUAUUUCGAAUUUUGAAGGCCAUGCCCAAAGGCUCGGUGCUCCAUCUGCAUACCGCAGCGGCUGUCAGUUCCGAGUGGAUCAUAAAAAAUUUAACCUACCGGCCAGAAGCGAAAAUUUGCAAGGCGGACGGGAGAUUUUAUCUUACUGCCAGAGCAUUUAAAUUGUGUUCAGAGGACUCGCUGAACAGUAUUCAAGCGCUUCGGACGGAAAACGGCACGAGUGCGCUGUUCGAUCGUUGGUUGGAAUCACUGAUCAAUUUGAAAUAUAAUAGUUUGGAUACUAUUCACGUGGACAUCAAUACCGUUUGGGUAGAGUUUGAACAAAUGUUUUCCACUAUCAAGGAGUUUCUUCUCUACAAGCCAUUCUUCGAGGCGUUCUGCUCCCGGAUGCUGCAAGAAUUCUUCGAGGAUAAUGUUUUCUACAUUGAACUGCGGACAACGUUCUCGAAGCUGUACGAUUCGAGCGGGAAAUCCUACGAGGACUUUGAGGUGGCCAAAAUUCUAACAAACGUCGUGGAUACGUUCAAGGAAGCACACCCUGAGUUCAUCGGCGUAAAAGUGAUUUAUUCGAAGCACCGGGAGACCGGGAACGGAACUGCAUAUGAUUUGUUGAUGACUUAUACAAAUUUGACCACGCAGUUCCCAAAUCUCGUCGUCGGUUUCGACCUGGUUGGUCAGGAGGACAUCAACUUUCCACUGAAUGUAUUCUUGAAGGAUUUACACGAAUUUCAGAAGUCUAGCCUGUACUUCUUUCACGCCGGAGAGACAAACGGUUACGGCAGUGACGCCGACUUGAACCUCAUCGACGCGGUACUGCUGAACAGUCGCCGCAUCGGACACGGAUACUCACUGUACAAACAUCCGGUACUUUGGCGAGCGGUUAAAAGCAAGUCUAUACCGCUGGAAGUUUGUCCCAUUUCCAAUCAAGUGCUGCGACUGGUGAAUGAUCUGCGGAAUCACCCGGCUGUCUUUUAUGUUUCUGAGAGCGUCCCUAUUGUUAUUUCGUGUGAUGAUCCGGGAUUCUGGGACAGCAAAGGGGUCAGCUAUGAUUUUUACUAUGCGCUAAUGUCGAUUGCCCCCAAAACCGCGGGCAUUGGUUUCCUCAAGCAAAUUGUUUGGGACUCAGUGAAGUACAGUGCUUUAACAUCGAACGAGAGAACUUCGUUCUCAAGAAUAUUACAAGCCAGGUGGGAUGUAUUCUUGGACGAUUUAAUAUCUGGUAACCUGUCUAGCUUAUAAACACUUCUCCACUAGUUUGAGCGUGUGCGCUGAAUAAAGUUUCUGCAACAUAUCACAAUUUGAUCGUAACAUCUUCUAAAACCGUGUGUACCUCGUUCCUACAAGCAAAUGUAUUGAGAAUGAUGAAAAUAAAUCUAAGUGGAAUUACACUUACAAAGUAAGGAUCGAAUAUAAUUUUAUCCAAUUCUUUCCUACGAUAGUUUCCCAACAAUUCGAUUCGUGCUCGACAGUUUUUCGGAGCCAGCUCAAGCAAAUCUUUUACAUUUCCUUCAUCCAUCCCGAAGACUACAUCGAAUCGCUCGAAAUCCUCGCUCCCAAUCUGACGCCCAAUAUGAUCCGAAUCUAA